Messenger RNA from Cladocopium goreaui, 945 nucleotides. NCBI's taxonomy places the organism in Eukaryota, Dinophyceae, Suessiales, Symbiodiniaceae. The record is from the annotation of a GenBank genome assembly.
AUGGCUUUGGCACCGCCUUGUCCGACAUCCCUUGGUAGAUCCAAACCUAUUUCGGUAUUUCAAGUUGUGUCCAGGAGGCCGGCGCUAUUUCAAGCUUUCAAUAAACUGGAUGGCGUGGCCAUGACAGCCAUUGCAACGAUGGUUGGCCACAGGUUUGCCAGCCGUUUCACGGGAAGAUUGCGGAACCUUCUUCAUGCCAUUCCACCUCAGAAUUUGUUCGUCCCUAACAAUGCUGAGGCUGCUGAGGUUGAGUUGGAAGUUCUUGGGGGUGCUGCGACACAUGCCGGAAAACCUUGCAACGUAAGUCUUGUCUGCAUCCAUGGCAGUUAUCAUGCAGCAUGGUGCUACGACCGCUAUUUCUUGGAUUUCUUUCGCGAGAAAGGGUUCAACGCUUAUGCCUUGUCCUUAAGAGGGCAAGGUAAUGGCAAAAUUAAUGAAAAAAAGCCAGUAGCUGGUACUUUGGAAGAACAUGCUGCUGAUGUUGCCUCGUUUGUCGCCCAUUUGGAAGGACAAGGACAAAAAGUCAUUUUACUUGGCCAUAGCUUUGGUGGUCUCAUUACAUUGCAGGCAGCUGCAGAUUUGAAAAACCUUGCUGGUUUGAUCCUCCUUUGCAGCGUACCCCCGAGUGGAAAUGUUGGCAUCAUUCUGCGGAGUCUUUUCCGAGCUCCUCUCCAAGCAUUUCGAAUCACCUGGGGCUUUAUAAGUCGCUCUUUUGAAAGCGAUGCUGAUCUUUGUCGGGAGAUUUUCUUCGACAAAGCGACGCCCCUUGCAGAUGUUGAAGAAUGCAUGCAGCUUAUGAAGACAGGCUGUCCGCAGGGCACGCGGUUGCUGGAUUUGCGGCAGCUUCAAAGGUCAUUGCCAGUGCCAACUUGCACAAAGCCAGUCCUCGUGCUGGGAGGACGGGAGGAUGCAAUCGUGGAUUUGGAGGUGGGCAGUGAAUUUUAA